AUGGCUAGGCACCUGAAGACCCUCAUCAAGUUUCGGAGCGGGCCCAUCACCCUGGCUGAGUACAUGUCCGAGGUGCUCACCAAUCCUACAGCAGGCUACUACAUCAACAGGGACGUGUUUGGCACGGCAGGCGAUUUCAUCACAUCCCCUGAGAUAUCCCAAAUGUUUGGGGAGAUGGUGGGGAUCUGGUGUGUCAGCACCUGGAUGCAGAUGGGGAGCCCGCCGAGGCUGAGGAUCGUGGAGAUGGGCCCCGGGAGGGGCACCCUCAUGGCCGACCUGCUCAGGGGAACGGCUGCGUUCCCCACUUUCCACUCUGCCAUACAGGUCGACCUGGUGGAGGACCUGCCCACCCUCUUCAUCGGGCACGAGUUCAUCGACGCCCUUCCCGUGCACCAGUUCCAGAAGACCGGUAGGUGGGCUCGCUGGCGUGGAACGCUCGCGCGCACGCUCACGGACGGGCCGUAUGAGGCCAGCCUGGCCGCCAUCGCGCGGCACCGCUUCCGGCCCCUGCUGCAGGCACCCGGGUCGGCGGACCUGUCCGCACGCGUCGACUUCUCGGCGCUGCGCCAGGCGGCGCGGGGCGCGGGGCAGGGUGUCGCGUGCCACGGGCCCUUGACCCAGGCCUCCUUCCUCCUGGGCCUGGGCAUGGGGGCCAGGCUGGAAGCGCUCCUGCGUGGCGCCGACGCCGGGCAAGCCAGGGACCUGGUGGCCGGCUUCCGGCGGCUGGUGGGGGUGGAGGGGCCGCGGAUGAGCAGGGAGGCUGAGGACGCUGGAGCAGCCGCCGGCGGAGGCGAGGCGCGGGGAGGGGCAGCGGGCGCCGCAGGGCACCCCGGCCCGACGGAGGGCGCCGAAGGGGAAGAGGAGGAAGGAAUGGGCGUGUCCUACAAGGCCAUGUGCAUCAGCUCCAGCGACCUGCCCGUCCCUGCGCCCUUUGACAAGGAAAUCACCGACAUCCGGCGUGACACAGCCUCUGGCGUGACCAUCAGCCCCACAGGGGACAACAUUCGUGAACUUGUGGGCUGCCUCCGAGGCCCUCCUGAUACUCCAUAUGCUGGCGGCUACUUCUAUGUGUCCAUCACACUUGACCAGCAGCACCCCUUCGCACCCCCAAAGAUGAGGUUUCAGAACAAGGUGUGGCACCCCAAUGUGAGCAGCGCCAACGGUGCCAUCUGCCUCGACAUCCUCAAGGAUCAGUGGAGCCCUGCCAUGACCCUCAAGACUGCACUGCUGAGCCUGCAGUCGCUGCUCAGCAGCCCGCAGCCAGAUGACCCUCAGGAUGCCGUGGUCGCCCGCCAGUGUCUCACAGACCCUGCAGAGUUCCAAAGAACAGCAAGGUUGUGGACGGAGAGCUUUGCGCAGGAGCGACGAGCUGAUGCGGCCAAGCUGGGGCGAUUGACAGACAUGGGGUUUGACCGGGGCGCGGCAGAGGCAGCGCUGCUCGCAGCAGGGGGAGAUGAGAAUGCCGCCCUGGAGGCACUGCUGGGAGGAGGGUGA
Auxenochlorella protothecoides is the source of this 1494-nucleotide messenger RNA. RefSeq names its product Ubiquitin-conjugating enzyme E2 27. The record is from RefSeq and is a predicted model, not a curated record. Lineage: Eukaryota; Viridiplantae; Chlorophyta; Trebouxiophyceae; Chlorellales; Chlorellaceae. The transcript has 11 exons. Gene Ontology annotation, molecular function: protein-arginine omega-N symmetric methyltransferase activity; protein binding. Gene Ontology annotation, cellular component: mitochondrion. The coding region runs from base 1 to 1494 and encodes 497 amino acids. Gene Ontology annotation, biological process: mitochondrial respiratory chain complex I assembly.